Molecule: messenger RNA, 324 nt
Organism: Caenorhabditis bovis
Lineage: Eukaryota; Metazoa; Nematoda; Chromadorea; Rhabditida; Rhabditidae
Source: the annotation of a GenBank genome assembly
AUGUCGAACGGAAAAGGUUUCGUUGAUGGCCUACUAAAAUCGCACAAGGUUGUUGUAUUCAGCAAAUCCUAUUGUCCAUAUUGCCAUAAGGCUCGCAGCGCACUGGACAGCCAAAACAUUAAGCCUGACGCCCUUAAAUGGGUUGAGAUUGAUGAACGCCCAGAUUGUGACGAUAUUCAAAAUUAUCUAGGAAGUCUAACUGGAGCCCGCUCAGUUCCCCGCGUGUUCAUCGGAGGAAAAUUCUUUGGCGGUGGUGAUGACACGGCGGCUGCUGCCAAGAAUGGAAAGCUCGCCGAGCUUCUCAAAAACGCCGAAGCUUUGUGA